AUGGUCGCUCCCGGCUUGGCUCCACCGGAUGGUGAGGUUUCGGACUUCAAUGCAACGUCCACUUCGGUCAGGACCGCGGCGCUCGCGGUCAACGUUUUUGCCAUUGUAGCCACGACGGCAUUGUUUGCGAUGCGAAUGACCGCAAGGCAUCUCAUUUCCGGCAUGUAUGCGCUUGACGACAUUUGCUGCAUCGUCGCCUACGUAGGCCACAACGCACCUUCGUUCGGAAGAUUCAAGCUGAUUUGGCAUUCUGAAGUGAUAAACCAUGGCGGUGGAACACAUCAGUGGAACGUCCCUGAGACGGAGGUUACCUAUUUCUUCCAGAGUGUAUACUCGACUCAGAUCGUUUACUGUCCUACUGUGUUCGCCACAAAGGCCUCGAUCCUCUUUUUCCUCACCCGGGUUUUUGCCCCGUUCGAGCGCUACUGCCGCUUCAUUUACUUCUUCAUUGGGUUCAUGGGCUUCUAUUACACCCUUAUUUGCGCCCUCAAGAUCUUCAUAUGCCGUCCCAUCCCCCUCUUCUGGAACCCGUCGGGCGAGGGCGAAUGUUUCGACCAGCGCUCCCUGAUCCUCGCCGACAACAUCAUCAGCCUGGUGACCGACAUCGCCGUCCUCAUCAUCCCCUGCCCCCUGGCAGGCGGUCUCAAAGUAGCACUGACAGCCAAGCUGCGCAUCGCCGCAGCUUUCGGUGCCGGUGGUCUCGCGUGCGUCUGCAGCUUCAUCCGACUCAUCGACAUCGUCAAAAUCGGAGGCAGCUCGGAUUCCACGUAUUCAUUCACUCUCAUCAACCUUUUCGGCAUCGCCGAAGUCGGCAUCGGCCUCAUCUGCGCCUGCUUCCCCGUCAUGCCCGCCUUCUGGAAAUACCUGCGCAACCGCCACCCGUCCCAAAUAACCGGCGGCAGCUACCCCACUUAUAGUCACGGUCGCUCGCAGACAUACACAGGUCGUAGCGGCCACGGCCGCCACCGACGUGGCGCCAGCGGCAUCGAGCUUGCUAAGAAGUCGCACUUGUCGUCUACGACGACUCGGAGCGUGAGCGUCGUUGGCGGCGGCGCGGGGAUGAAGCGUGCGGAGGUGUUUGAGGAUGGGUCGGAUGAGAGUAUGUUGAUUCCGCCGCCGGAUGUGGGCGGUGUGAAGGGAGGGAGUGGUGCGAAGGGGGGGAGUGGUGGUGGCGGGAGGGUUACGGUGUGUGUGAGGGGAGGACUGGGGGAGGAUUUGGAGGCGGGGGGGAAGCCGUGGGAGAGCGAGGGGGAUGAGCGGCGGGGAGGUGGUGGGGAGGGAGAGGAUCUGGGGAUCGUGAGGACGGUGGAGGUGCAGAUGAUGACGGAGCCGAAAUGA
Messenger RNA from Diplodia corticola, 1338 nucleotides. RefSeq lists its product as uncharacterized. The transcript is spliced from 5 exons. Bases 1 to 1338 code for a protein of 445 amino acids. The record is from RefSeq and is a predicted model, not a curated record. NCBI's taxonomy places the organism in Eukaryota, Fungi, Ascomycota, Dothideomycetes, Botryosphaeriales, Botryosphaeriaceae.